This is a messenger RNA of Drosophila guanche, 681 nucleotides long. Its product is annotated as dnaJ homolog subfamily B member 14-like. Gene Ontology annotation, cellular component: endoplasmic reticulum membrane. Gene Ontology annotation, biological process: cellular response to misfolded protein. The transcript is spliced from 2 exons. The record is from RefSeq and is a predicted model, not a curated record. Lineage: Eukaryota; Metazoa; Arthropoda; Insecta; Diptera; Drosophilidae. Gene Ontology annotation, molecular function: Hsp70 protein binding. Bases 1 to 681 code for a protein of 226 amino acids.
AUGGACGAGCAGGUGGAAGGUGUGCGUCGUAUCAAUGCGUGCCGCAACAAUUACUAUGCCGUUUUGAAUGUGCCACAAGCAGCCACGGACGGGCAGAUAAAUCGGGCCUUCAGACAAUUGUCCCGCGUGGUGCAUCCCGACAAAAACAAACGCCCCGGCGCCACUGAUGCCUUCCAGGCGAUAGCCAGAGCCAAAUGUGUCUUACUGGACCCCACCAAACGCCAUCACUUUGAUCAACAACUACGACAAGCCAUUGCCGCAAACAUAAGAGGCCAGGGCAGAGCUAAUGCCCAACGCAGUUCAAUCAAAAUCAAUAUCAAAAUCAAUCAACGAUCGAAGUUUGCAGUUGGCUACCAAUUCUGCUACGAAAACGCUGUUGCCAUUAUCGUGCUGAUAAUCGUGCUGAUUGUAAGCAUCUUUAUAUUCAAAAUGCCCACGUAUAGCCUGGAGAGUACCAGCAAGUUCUCGGUCAAGUGUUUGACCACCAACAAAAAGACUCCCUACUUUGUAGGACGUCAUCUUCCGUGCUUCUCGCGAUAUUCCGCCAUAGGCAAGAAGUGGGAGCACGAUAUUGAGAAGAAGUUUCUUUCCCUGCCAACGGAUAAAUGCAACUUGGAAGCAAAACUUAUCCGUAAGCAAUUCGGGGUUUCCUUCCUCAACUCGCCAUCGAAGGCCCCAUAA